Rhizopus microsporus ATCC 52813 is the source of this 5243-nucleotide messenger RNA. Its product is annotated as clathrin heavy chain. The record is from RefSeq and is a predicted model, not a curated record. The transcript has 9 exons. Gene Ontology annotation, biological process: Golgi to endosome transport; receptor-mediated endocytosis; intracellular protein transport. Gene Ontology annotation, cellular component: clathrin coat of trans-Golgi network vesicle; clathrin coat of coated pit; actin cortical patch. The coding region runs from base 148 to 5184 and encodes 1678 amino acids. Gene Ontology annotation, molecular function: structural molecule activity; clathrin light chain binding. NCBI's taxonomy places the organism in Eukaryota, Fungi, Mucoromycota, Mucoromycetes, Mucorales, Rhizopodaceae.
GCCCUCUCUUUUUCUUUUUUUUUCUAUCUUCUUCUACCCUUUCUUCUCUUGUUUUGUUACCCUUUUGUUGUUUAGUCAAGUAAUCAAACGAAAAAAGGAACAAAAUAGGCGUGGCUAUAACAUAUUUAUAUAGCAAAAUAUAUCAAGAUGAGUGAAUCACUGCCUAUUAAAUUCACAGAACAAGCACAACUGCAAGCACUUGGCGUGAAUGCAGCCGCCAUUGGCUUCACUACUUUAACCAUGGAGUCAGAACGAUUCAUCUGUGUAAAAGAAGUCGUCAAUGGCCAAAGCCAAGUUGUCAUUAUUGACUUAACUACGAAUGAAGUAAACCGUCGCCCUAUCUCAGCUGAUUCAGUCAUUAUGCAUCCUAAAGUGAAAGUGAUGGCUCUUAAAGCUCAAAGACAAAUCCAGGUGUUUAACCUUGAAUUAAAAUCCAAGCUUAAAUCUUAUGCAUUAAACGAAGACAUCGUAUUUUGGAAAUGGUUGGAUGCAAAGACAAUCGGUAUCGUCACUGAGCUCAACGUCUAUCGCUGGUCUAUUGAUGGAGACUCUAUUCCCACCAAGAUCUUUGACAGACAUGCUAGCUUAUCUGGAUGCCAAAUCAUCAAUCUUCGCGCUUCUUCCGAUGAGAAAUGGUAUGUCCUUGUCGGUAUUUCCCAAAGAGACAACCGAGUCGUUGGUUCUAUGCAACUUUACUCCAAAGAGCGUGGUGUCAGUCAACCCAUUGAAGGUCAUGCUGCGGCCUUUGCUGAGCUUCAUUUACCAGAGGCUGUUAAACCUAUCAAGCUCUUUACCUUUGCCGUUCGUUCCUUUAAUGGUGUUGCCAAGCUGCAAAUCAUCGAAGUUGAUCAUCAAGAAGGCAACCCUCCUUUCCAGAAGAAAGCAGUCGAAGUUUACUUCCCUCCAGAAGCACAAAAUGAUUUUCCAGUUGGCAUGCAAAUCAGUCAUAAAUAUGGCAUUAUCUUUUUGGUUACAAAGUUAGGAUACAUCCAUCUUUAUGAUCUUGAAUCUGGUACUUGCAUCUUUAUGAACAGAAUCAGCAGUGAAACUAUCUUUGUUUCUGCUGAACACGGGCCUUCGUCUGGUAUCAUUACUGUCAACAAGAAGGGCCAGGUUCUUACUGUGUCUGUAGAUGAAAACAGCAUCGUUCCAUAUAUUCUCAACAAUUUGAACAAUACUGAAUUAGCCUUCAAGUUGGCUUCUCGUGGUGGAUUCCCCGGCGCUGACGAUUUAUAUGUUGCUCGUUUCAACCAACUAUUUGCCACUGGAAACUUUGGUGAAGCAGCCAAAAUUGCAGCCACUUCUCCUAGAGGUAUUCUUCGUACUACAGAAACCAUUGAGAAGUUUAGACAAAUUCCAGCUCAGCCCAACCAACUUUCACCUAUCUUGCAGUACUUUGGCACUUUACUCGAAAAGGGCACUCUCAACAAAUAUGAAUCACUUGAACUUGCCAAGCCAAUUCUCACUCAGAACAGGAAACCUCUUUUGGAAAAGUGGUUAAAAGAAGACAAGUUGCAAUGUAGUGAGGAAUUAGGUGACUUUGUCAAGCAGUAUGAUACACUCUUGGCUUUGUCUGUUUAUUUGCGUGCUGAAGUUCCUGGCAAAGUUGUGCUUUGUAUGGCAGAAAACCGUCAAUAUGACAAGAUCCUGGCCUAUGCAAAAACAGUUGGAUAUACACCUGACUAUGCUUCAUUGCUCUACAACAUUGCUCGUACUGAACCCGAGAAGGCAGCUGAAUUUGCUACCGCCCUUGUUAAUGACGAAAAUGGACCUUUGAUUGAUCCUUCCAAGGUUGUUGAUGUGUUCCAAUCACAAAAUAUGAUUCAGCAGGCAACAUCCUUCUUGUUAGAUUACUUGAAGCCCAACAGAGAAGAGGAUGCAGCCCUUCAAACUCGUGUGCUCGAAAUGAAUUUGAUUCAUGCACCUCAAGUUGCUGAUGCUAUCUUAGGCACAAACAUGCUUACUCACUAUGAUCGCGUAGUCAUCGGUAACCUCUGUGAGAAAGCUGGAUUAUAUCAACGUGCUCUCGAACACUACACUGAUAUCCAUGACAUCAAGCGUAUCAUUCCCUAUACUCAUGUGAUGAAUGCUGAAUGGUUAGUCAACUACUUUGGUAACCUGUCAGUCGAUCAAACCUUGGACUGCCUGAAAGAGAUGUUGACCAACAACCUUCGUCAAAACUUACAAAUUGUUGUCCAGGUUGCUAUUAAAUACUCUGAACUGCUUCAACCUCACAAUUUGAUCGACAUCUUUGAAGCUUUCAAGAGCAAUGAUGGCCUUUACUAUUACCUUGGAUCCAUCGUCAACGUCAGUCAAGACCCUCUUGUUCAUUACAAGUAUAUUGUUGCUGCCUGCCGCACAGGAAAUAUUCGUGAAGCCGAACGUAUAUGUCGUGAAAGUAACUAUUAUGAUCCCGAAAAGGUUAAGAACUUCUUGAAGGAAGCCAAGCUGAGUGAUCAGCUUCCUCUUAUCAUUGUUUGUGAUCGCUUCAACUUUAUUCACGAUCUCGUUCUUUACCUUUAUCACAACAACUUACAGAACUUUAUUGAAACCUAUGUUCAACGCGUCAAUCCAUCACGUACACCUGAAGUUAUUGGCGGCUUGCUUGAUGUUGGAUGUGAUGAGGAUGUGAUCAAGAACUUACUUCUUUCUGUGCAAGGUGAUCUUCCUGUUGAUAAGCUCUGUGAGGAAGUCGAACAACGAAACCGCUUGAAGUUGCUCUUGCCUUGGUUGAACUUGCGUGUCACUGCUGGCAGCACUGAUCCUGAAGUUUACAACGCAUUAGCAAAGAUCUAUAUUGACACCAAUAACAACCCCGAACCUUUCCUCAAGGAGAACGAGUUCUAUAAUCCUCGUGUGAUCGGAAAGUACUGUGAAAAGAGAGACCCUUAUUUGGCAUAUAUCUGUUACGAAAAGGGACAAUGUGACUAUGAACUCAUUCAUAUCACGACUGAAAACUCAAUGUUCAAGCAUCAAGCUCGUUAUCUUGUUCACCGCCGUGACCAAGCGCUCUGGGGCUCUGUCCUUGUUGAAACCAACGAACACCGUCGCGAAUUGAUUGACCAAAUUGUUGCUACUGCCCUUCCUGAGUGUACAGACCCUGAUGAUGUUUCCAGCACGGUCAAGGCCUUUAUGAGUGCUGAUUUGCCUAAUGAGCUUAUUGAACUUUUGGAAAAGAUUGUCUUGGAAGGCAGCGCCUUCAAUGACAAUAAGACGCUCCAAAAUCUGCUUAUCUUCACUGCAGUCAAGGCCGAUCCUUCUCGUGUUUCCGAGUAUAUUAGCAGACUUGACAAUUUUGAUGCCUCCGAUGUUGCUGAAGUCUGUAUUGGUGAAGGUUUAUAUGAAGAAGCCUUUGCUAUUUACAAGAAAUACAAGGUGGAUGCCAACGCUGUUGAUGUGUUGAUUGAAAAGAUUGGUGAUCUUGAUCGUGCCUUUGAAUUUGCUGAACGUUCAGAUAAGCCUGAUGUUUGGAGCAAGCUUGCCAAGGCCCAAUUAGAUCAAAUGCAUGUCAAGGACGCCAUCGAUGCUUAUAUUCGUGCCAACGACACCUCCAAUUAUAUGGAAGUCACCCGUUGUGCUGCUAUGGACAACAAGUACGAAGACCUUGUUCGUUACUUACAAUUGGCUCGCAAGCAAUCGCGUGAACCUUUUAUUGAAACCGAGUUACUGUUUGCUUUUGCCAAGACCGAUCGUUUAAUUGACCUCGAAGACUUUUUGGCUUCUCCCAACAUUGCUCAAAUCCAAGAAGUUGGUGAUCGCUGUUUCCGAUCAGGCAUGUAUGAGGCUGCCAAGAUCUUGUACUCUAGCAUCUCCAACCAUGCUAGUUUGGCACAAACCUUGGUUCACUUGAAGGAUUACCAAGGUGCUGUUGACUGUGCUCGUAAAGCAAACUCAACUAAGGUAUGGAAGGAAGUGAACGCUGAAUGUAUCAAGCAACGAGAAUUCCGUUUGGCACAAAUCUGUGGUUUGCACAUUGUUGUUCAUGCUGAAGAAUUGGAUGAACUUGUCAAGACAUAUGAAAAGAAUGGUUACUUUGAAGAAAUUAUCAAACUGUUAGAAGCUGGUCUCGGUUUAGAAAGAGCUCACAUGGGCAUGUUCACUGAGCUCGCCAUUUUGUACUCUAAAUAUCAACCUGACAUGCUGAUGGAGCAUCUCAAGCUUUAUGUCUCUCGUAUCAAUACACCCAAGGUGAUCCGCGCUUGUUCCGAUGCUCACUUGUGGCGUGAACUUGUGUUCUUGUAUGUCCAUUAUGAUGAAUUUGAUAAUGCAGUAACAGCCAUGAUGGAACAUUCUGUUGAUGCUUGGGAACACAGUGCAUUCAAGGAAAUCAUUGUCAAGGUGUCUAAUCUCGAACUGUACUACAAGGCACUCAAGUUUUAUCUUGCUGAACACCCCUUGUUAUUGAAUGACUUGCUCUCCGUGCUUGUUCCUCGUAUCAAGCAUACCCGCGUGGUUCAAAUGUUUGAGAAAUCUGACAACAUCCCACUCAUUAAACAAUAUUUAAUUUCGGUUCAAGAUACCAACAACAGAGAAGUCAAUACAGCAUUGAACGAGUUAUAUAUUGAAGAAGAGGACUUUGAUGCAUUACGCGAUAGUAUUGAUCGUCAUGACAACAUUGAUACAGUUGAUCUUGCCAAGCGCUUGGAGAAACACGAACUAUUAGAGUUCCGUCGCAUUGCUGCACACCUUUACAAGAGAAACAGAAGAUGGAGACAAUCCAUUGCACUUUCUAAAGAGGACAGAUUAUUCAAGGAUGCUAUGGAAACUGCUGCUGAAUCCAAGGAUCGUGAAGUAGCUGAAGAGCUAUUACAAUACUUUAUUGAAGUUGGCAAGCGAGAGUGCUUUGCUGCUAUGCUUUACACAUGUUAUGAUUUGAUGAGACCUGAUUUUGUUAUGGAGUUAUCAUGGAGACAUGGAUUAACCGAUUUUGCUAUGCCAUACAUGAUUAACAUUAUGAAAGAACAAUUUACAAAGAUUUCUACACUUGAUAAAGAAGUAAAUGAAUUAAAAGAAAAGGUUGCUAAACAAGAGAAUAGCAAUGAAAACACUCCAGCACCACCUGUUGGUAUGGGUGGUUUGGGUAACCCAUUGAUGUUGACAGCAGGUAACAUGAUGCCUCAGCAAUCACCUAUGAUGACAGGCACACCUUUUACUUCUUCACCUAAUCCACAGCAAUUCUUUUAAAAUGCGUUUGUAAAAAAAAUAAAAUGAAUAAACAAUACAUCUCCUCCUAGUAAUUAAAA